This is a messenger RNA of Scomber scombrus (Atlantic mackerel), 1344 nucleotides long. It is a transcript of the gene dmrta2, whose product is annotated as DMRT-like family A2. Gene Ontology annotation, cellular component: nucleus. The transcript has 2 exons. The record is from RefSeq and is a predicted model, not a curated record. Gene Ontology annotation, biological process: regulation of transcription by RNA polymerase II; germ cell development; sex differentiation. Lineage: Eukaryota; Metazoa; Chordata; Actinopteri; Scombriformes; Scombridae. Bases 1 to 1344 code for a protein of 447 amino acids. Gene Ontology annotation, molecular function: RNA polymerase II cis-regulatory region sequence-specific DNA binding; DNA-binding transcription factor activity, RNA polymerase II-specific; protein binding.
AUGGAUCUCAGACAGGAGCUCCCCACUGUCUCCUCUGCCUCUCAAAUCCACCCAGGAGCAGCGGCCGCUGCUGCCUCUAUCCCGGUGUCCAUGGCCAGCAGCCUGCUGCGGGGCCCACCGCUGAUCUUGCGUGCUUCGGACAAGUACCCCCGCACCCCGAAGUGUGCCCGCUGCAGGAACCACGGCGUUGUUUCAGCGCUGAAGGGCCACAAGCGCUACUGUCGCUGGAAGGACUGCAUGUGUGCCAAAUGCACCUUGAUCGCAGAGAGGCAGCGGGUCAUGGCCGCACAAGUGGCUCUGCGUCGGCAGCAAGCUCAGGAGGAGAACGAAGCACGGGAGCUGCAGCUGCUCUACGGCACGGCGGAGGGACUCGCCCUGGCCGCCGCCAAUGGCAUCAUACCUCCGCGUCAAAACUACGAAGUGUUCAGCUCUGUCAGCAGCGAGAUCAACUCAGGUGAGUGGAAUUCAAGUAAGUACGAGCUGUUUUCAAAGAGCCAGCUGUCUGGAUCCGCCAUCUCUCAGCAGACUGCGGGGAAACCGGCGUCCACCGAAAGUGACUCGGCCCCGGGCAUUUCGUCCCCGGACGGCCGACACGGAGGUUCGGGCUCAGAGAACGGAGAUAGCGAGUCUUUCAUCAGCUCUCCGGUGUCAAAGCCCUUAAAAGACGGCGAGGAGACUCCUGGGUCCGUCAGCUCCCUUGGCUCGGAUUCUGGCUCUGAGACCGACAAAGACGAUCCGGAGCCCUCCCCUUCCUCCGCGGCCUCCAGACACAUGAACGCCAUCGACAUCCUGACCCGAGUGUUCCCCAGCCACAAGCGGAGCGUCCUGGAGCUCGUCCUGCAGGGCUGUGGUAAGGACGUGGUGCAGGCCAUCGAGCAGAUCCUCAACAACAGCGGCGCUCAGGGCGCCAACAAGGCCGGGUCAGAUGAGGCAUGGACGGCCGAAAGGAUGCUGCAAAGCACGCAGCAGCCUCCGUCUUCCUCCGCAUCCACAACCGCCCCGACGAGGCCCAUGUUACCCGGAGCCAUGACGCUGAGUAACCGCUCUGCGUUUUCACCUCUGCAGCCCAACGCCCCGCACUUCGGCGCCGACCCGGGAGCCUAUCCUCUGGGUACCCACCUGGGACUGAACCCCCUGCGGCUGGCCUACUCCGCACACAGCCGGGGACUGGCUUUCAUGACGCCCUACUCCACCACCGGGUUGAUGCCCACCCUGGGCUUCAGACCCCCGAUGGACUAUGCCUUUAGUGACCUGAUAAGGGACAGGACAAUGUUACACAAGGAGCAAGGCUAUGCCAGCGGCCUGUACGGCCCUUUGGUCAACAACACGCCGGAUAAACAGUGA